UUGAAAGUUUUGGUUAUUUACACAUUAUUAUUGGGCAAUUAGUUUUGGUUUUGGUUCUGGUAAGUUCGUCGCUAUUUACACGUACUGUGAAAUUGAAUGUCAUAAUCUAUUCUUACCACCAGGCGUUUAAAACGGAGGUUUGGAUGAUGACCACGUUGAUUUUUUUGGCAGCCUAUUUCGUCCAUUUUGGAAAUGCGGGAUCUCCAUGCCCUCCCAAAGCAGACAUGGAUCCCUGGUUCUGCAUCAACACUCCCAGUUCACACCAAGACACCUAUACUAGCGUUAUCUGUAACAGACCAGGAUGCGAGAACCAUUUGGACAGGGUUGAUGGUGUAACAGAUCACAUGAUGCUGGACAGAGUGAUCAUUUCAGACGUCAACACUUCCGAGUCUCUUAUGCUACCAAAAGAGUGGCUAUCCGUAUCCCGAGUCCGAGAACUGGAGAUUCGUGACACACCUCUGUCACGUUGUUUUCUGUGUGAGAAUCCACUUAGUGGACAAGGAUACUACAUGAACAAGCUUGUUGUUUCCAACUGUUCUUUAAGUGGACAUCUUUGUACCAAUUGUCCAAAGAUUGGAAAAGCGGUUUACAAGCACGAUCGUUAUGAGAAAGUCUACCAAGUAAAUGGCAUAGACAUGAUAGGUCUUAAAGGUCUCAGGACCUUAGAAACACUCGAUUUGUCCUUCAAUAAACUUGAAGAAGUCACGAACACUUCCUUUCCUUAUGAUCUGAUCAACCUAAAAAAACUGGUUUUAUCACAUAACGUAAUAUCCGAAAUCAGUAGUAAGGCCUUUACCAUGUUUCGGGCUUUAACUACCUUGGAUCUUUCCCAUAAUCAACUACAAGUUCUUAGGAGAGAUGUAUUUUCUGUUCCUGAAUUUACUUUGAAAGUGCUGAACGUGAGACAAAACUCCAAGAUAACGAGCCGUGUUCGAAGUGAGUUCAAAAAUUUUCUGAAAAUUUUGAAACAGUGGGGAAAAGAAUUGAAAGACCAGGAAAAAGAAAAGGAGACUGAAAAUUAA
Molecule: messenger RNA, 1022 nt
Organism: Limulus polyphemus (Atlantic horseshoe crab)
Lineage: Eukaryota; Metazoa; Arthropoda; Merostomata; Xiphosura; Limulidae
Exons: 3
Coding region: 144-1022 (292 amino acids)
Molecular function (GO): protein binding
Source: RefSeq, a predicted model, not a curated record